Molecule: messenger RNA, 1858 nt
Organism: Vicia villosa (hairy vetch)
Lineage: Eukaryota; Viridiplantae; Streptophyta; Magnoliopsida; Fabales; Fabaceae
Exons: 1
Coding region: 446-1732 (428 amino acids)
Source: RefSeq, a predicted model, not a curated record
UUAUUAAUCAUUAAUCAUUAUUAUUAUCAUCAACAAAGCCUCUCAAAAAAAGUGUCUCCCCCUCUCACAUUUUCCUUGUAUUCUUGAUCGAUGAAGGUGAAUGAGAGAGAGACGAGUUCCUAAACUAAAAUAUACAAUUAAUCAACCCUCAAACACCAUCAUCGACCUGGAUUAUCAUAAGAGAUUGAUCACAAAAUGGAGAUGCAACGUAUGAGAGAGUUGUUAUCACUCUUGUUAGCAUUCAAAAAUAACCGAGUUGGCCUUGUUGGUGGUAAUCACACUGCAGCUAGAUUCUGCUCUCGCUAAAAACUUUACCUAGUUUCUAUCCACACCUCCUCUUUUCUUUCGCACCCUUUUAUAAUUACCUUAACAUUUUCAUCAUAUCUCUUUUAGAUUUUGUUAUACAUUCUUCUUCUGCCUUAUUAUUUUCUAAUAUUACAUCACCAUGGGAUUUGAUCUAGCUGCUUCUUCCUUUGGAACAAAAGGUUCUCUUUACAACAGAAACAAAAAUGCUAGUGCAUUUUCUUUCAACCCAAAAGCCUAUUAUCUUGUAAUUAAGUUCCCUAAAUCAGGAACAUGGAAGAUUUUUUACCGUUUGGUUAUUUUGGCAUUGUUUGUGGCUUCAUUGCCAUUGAUUAGUUCUUCAUUUGUUUCAAGAAAUCCUAGUAGUCAUGAUGAUUCAACCUCAAACAUGAAGAUUCUUCCACAACAACAAAAAGUAAGUGGAUUUGAUCAUCCCAUCAACAUGGAGCAACUUUUAUCACUCCUCUUCAGCGACCUAUCGAACGAGGGCCUUGUGAAGAAUUCGAAACAACACAAAAUGGUUUUUCUUGGAGAUCAAGAACAAGGGUUUCAUCAGUUUCUGAGUCUCAAAGAUCAAUACAAAAUGGAAUACAUUCCGUUGAACGAUGUGAAGAAACAGAAAUUGAUUCCCGAUAAAACUGUUGAUUUUAUCUUCACGUCGGACUUCCCCACUUCAUCAAAAUUCAUUGACAGAGCUCUAAAAGUAAAUGGCAUUGCAGCAGUGGUGAUUCUAAAUGCCGCCGCGUUUCACAAACCCUCAAACUAUAAAGUGGCAUACAUGAGAAGGUUUGAGAAAGUAGUAAUGGCAAUGAAGAAGGUACCAACUUCACCAAUUACCGAAACAGAUUUGAAAGUUGGCGGGCAGCGAAAGUUAUUCGGCUAUGCAACCGAGGCAAAGAAAGCAGCACUUCAGAAACUUGAGGAUGUUCUCCUCGAGCCUCCACGUGCUGCCUCUGGGAAAUCAAGAGUGUAUUUGAAGCGUACAAAGUUUUUACCCGAUUUAAUGGGUGACACCCUUGAAAACUACCCUCGUCGAGUUUUCAUCGACGUAGGGUUGCCACAAAAAGACGGAGGUAGUGGAACACAUUGGUUUUCAAAGAAUUAUCCAACAAGGAACAAGAAUUUUGAGAUGUAUAAAAUAGAGACCGUCGCUGAGGGUACAAGCGCAGGUCAUAUUGAGAUGUCAGAUUGGUUGACGAAGAACGUAAAACCCGAAGAGUACGUGGUGAUGAAAGCCGAAGCCGAAGUUGUUGAAGAAAUGAUGAGGAGUAAGGCUAUCAUGUUGGUGGAUGAACUUUUCUUGGAGUGCAAGCCACAUGGUUUGAAUUUGAAACAAGGGACUAGAGGUAGAAGGGCUUAUUGGGAAUGUUUGGCUUUGUAUGGAAAGUUGAGAGAUGAAGGAGUAGCAGUUCAUCAGUGGUGGGGUUAAUUAAUUAAUUGAUAAAUCAAUUGAUUGCUUUUGGUAGAAGUAAUUAAUUUAUUAUUGCAUGAGAUUCUCAACAAACUGUACCUAAUAAUUCAUAAUAACCUAUUAAAAAAUUCAUGCAUUUUUACA